AAAGAUCGCAGGACAGUGACUGGAGUUUGGCGGCGAGCCUCUGGUCCCGAUUGUUCCAGGAAAUGACCAUCGAGUUCUCGAGCGGACAAGCUUCCAUCGGUUUGACGACGGACGAUUUGGGCGCGGGUGUGAUCGCCAACGUCGUCUUCACCCUCACCUACACCUUUGGCGUGCUCUUGUUGGCAACUGCUCGCUUGAUCGGGAAGAUUGUCCUGACGGAUAUUGAGGUCUUGAUAUUCUCGCUAAGAAACAACUAUCGCCUCCUCUUGCGAAUCUGGAGCCUGUGGCUUCUCUUCGCUAUCGAGUCCCGCAGGGUAUUGGAGGCAGUGGCUGCCACCAUCCCUUUGAGGAUCACGGUCUCUGCUGCCGUCGUUCCGCUGAGGAUAUUGAUUGUCAUCGCUCGGGUCUCUGGCUUGCUCUGUCGAAGAUGGGAAGAAGUCGAAGCCAACACACGGCCUGGGCCCGAAAUAGGAAUGGCCCCAUCGGAGGACUGAUUGCGAGGGAACCCGCCUCGGCCCAUGGCCCACCCAUCGGUUGCCUUCCCGGGCACGCGCCUGUCAAACGCUACUCGGGUUCUUCGUCCUUCUUCAGUGACAGCAGCAACGAUAGAGACCACCUACACGAGCCCAAGUCAGGAUAUGCGGCAGCGUCGCAGCCCCGGCCCGCGAUUCCCAAGUCACGGACGUUUACCGUGCUCUCCAGUCUUACCCAGUCUUUCUCCCGUUCGUCCGUCACCAGCCGCGGGAACAGCAGCCGCAAUGUCAGUGGCGAAUCUUCCGCAUCGAGCACCCUGGUCUGCCCCAGGGAGAACUCUUGCCAAUCUCUCUCGCGGGUCGCUGUCAAAUCCGACAGCCAACAUGGCCGAGCAUCACCGACCACCCGCCUUCCCGACAACCCCAAAGCGAUCACCACAGCAAUGCCGUCGGAGUACUGGGCCGGCCGUUUCAUGGCCAUGCACGACCGCUUCCGCAACGAGCUGCUGGAGCCGCACCGUCUCGCGCAUAUUUGCGAGGCCCAGGCUGCCCGUGGAUGUCUCCCGGCGAAUAGCUCCGCUCAAGAACUGCAGACUGCUGCCGAAAGAUUGAACAACCCAUCCACAUCGGCCUACGCCGUCACGAGGCUUGCUCAGACGAGAAAGCACAGCUCCAACACCAGCAGCGAGACCAGCACCGCUGGCCUCCCCAGCCGCAUCUCGCAGUCCGCUACGAGCGGCGCCAUCCUGCAGACGACGCCCUACAACCGCACAACAGAUCCUCCUUCAUACUCCCCGUACAACCUGUCUUUUAAACUGCCUAGCACCGUCCAGCACAGCAACCUGAGCGUGAGCCCCAUCCCGGAGCACGCACCGACCAUCACCACUAGCAACCCCUCCAGUAGCAUUGCCACCACUACCAACAACAGCAGCACACACACGCACAACCAAGCCCCCUCGAACCAAGCUCACAUCAGUCCGGACCCACCCGAUCACGAACGCCACCCGGCCGCCACGAGCCCCAACAACCCCCUUAGUCCCCAGGCCACCCAGAACACCCUCUGCGACCACUUGAACAGCGCUAACAAUCCUACCGACGAAAAGCCCACCACAAUGGCCAUCGCUGCAGACGAAGAUGCCCUUGCGCGGCACGUGUUCGCGCGCCUCGAUGGCCUGUGUACCACUCCGGCCGCACGCGCCUCGCUGCGCGCCUGGCGCGUGCGGUACGCGCGGGCGACGCGGCGGGCCGGGUUGCUCCCUGGCGCGGAGGGAUUUGCGGUGCCACCCAUGGAGCUGUCGCUUUCGCUGGCCGUUUCUGCGGGUUGUGAUGGGUAUGAGUCGGUUGCUGCUGCGGAGGGGGUUGCGGAUGGCUGUGGGCGUGCGCAGGCGCCGGAAUGUUCGGGGGGAGUUGGCGGCGGGGUUGCGUGUGGUAGGAGGCGGGAGGGGAGCAGCUCUAUGGAGGGACAUUGCGCUUCUUACAUUUACACGGGACAUGAUAAUGAUGGGCAGGGGGAUGGGAACAGCGGAGAAGUUGAAUUCGGCAAACGCGGCAGGGCACUGGUCAGGCGCCUGCGCCGGAGUUUGAUGGGUUACGCUCAGGGGCAUCAUGGCCUGGAGCAUGCUGCUGUGGGGGGUAAGGACGCGAGUGCGAAUGGGACUGGAAGUGGGGAAGAGGUUCACGGUCGUGUGCAUGUGCGGAAUGAGAAGCACGAGAAGAGGGAGAUGCUGAACACGUGUCAGAAUGACCUUGGGGUUGGGAACGGAAAUUGGUAUGGGUGUGGAAACGGCUGCUCCAAAGAGGGAUACCUGGCGCAUCUGGAGAACUCGGUUGUGGAAGAAACCAGGAGGAGAGGGGCUGGGCGGUUCAGCUUCUUCUGAGCAGAUGUCAGCUGCUCUUUGGGCUUGUCAAGCUGAGUUGGCGAGCAGGGAAAGUGUAGUUUCUGGGGUUGAAACUGUUUGUA
Molecule: messenger RNA, 2433 nt
Organism: Thermothielavioides terrestris NRRL 8126
Lineage: Eukaryota; Fungi; Ascomycota; Sordariomycetes; Sordariales; Chaetomiaceae
Exons: 1
Coding region: 428-2350 (640 amino acids)
Source: RefSeq, a predicted model, not a curated record